AUGGUGUAUGGAGGCAAGCCGAGUACCGGAUGUUACCUUUGUCGCAAGCGGAAGAUCAAGUGCGAUGAAGAACGUCCUGGUUGUCGGAACUGUGCCACAUACGGACGCCCAUGUCCAGGCUACCGGCCCGAUGCGAUCUUUCGCAACGAGACCAGGAAAGUCGAGCGACUAGCAAAAAAAGACACAAAUUGUUCAUCCAGCUCCAGUAAAAACAACACGCCUUCAUCCCAAGCUCUCAUGGUCGCUGACCGGAGCCUUGAUCGGUCGGCCUCUGUCCUAAACCUCCAUCGCAUCGCUGAUUCCACAUGGGAAGAGCGUGCAAUCUGUUACUUCUUUGACCAGUACACCGUCCCUGGAGACAAUGAAGAGGGCACGGGUCAUCUCGAGUACCUGCCUCCUCUGUAUGCGCGUGCCGCCGAAGUUCAAAGCACCGUCAAAGGGUCUCCCGCCGCCUGUCUGCGAUGGGCAGUCGACGCCACGGCUCUCAUGACGCUUGCAAAUUUUUCGAAUGCCCCGCCGCUUAUGAUUAAAGCGCGCCAGGGCUACGGCAGGGCACUACGUGGAUUGCGAGAUGCGCUGGCGUCGCCGGAUACUGCGAUCAUGGAUGAGACGUUUGCCUCCGUGCUGCUUCUCUCGCUCUAUGAAGAUAUCAGCGGCGAGCGCAAUGGACUGUUCAGCUCACAUACGGCGGGCUUUGAGUUUCUUAUGAAGUUGCGAGGCGAGGGCCAGCUGGAUCACCAGCGCGGUCGUGACAUGUUUAACUUUGCCUAUGCACAUACCUACGUUGAAAUUCUCGCACUGGGAGAUAAGCCGCGGCACGACAUUGACUGGGUUUUAGGUUUAUUGGACAGCAACGACCCAGUUGAGCGGCUGAUGCUCGCAGCAUCAAAGAUCCGCCAACUCUUCCUGUCAAUGCAAACUGCACCCAGCCCUCCAGACCUGGCCACAGUCGAAAAAUGGAUCGAAGCCGGUCGCAAGUCCGAUCUUGAGCUGUCGCAAUGGCCCCUACAUCUCCCUGACCGCUGGCUGCCACUGGUCGUCUACUCGGCAAAGGGCGAAACCCUGAUGGUGUACAAGACCAUCGGAAACGCCGUCAUCUGGAACUACUACCGUGCAGCGCGCGUCAUGCUCCAGCAAUGCCUCUUCAACUUGAAUCGAACCUACCUCAGCAUCAAAAAUAAAACCCGGAAGCCUGAUGAUCCAUCCCAGGCAAUUCCCGCUCUCGACGAAGCUAGUCUGCGGGAAGUUGUCCAAGAAAUGACCACGGAUAUCUGCCGCAGCAUUCCAUUCUCGCUGUCGGAUGUCGAUGAACUGGGUCGGCUGGCCGGCCCGAUCGACGGCAAGCCCGUCCGCGCGGCCCAGGCAUACGGUCUGAUCUGGCCGUUGUGGUACGUCCUAUCCUGCGGUAUGCCGACUGAAGCGCAGUUUAACCAGAUCCGCGAGGUGUUAUGGAGUAUCGGAUCCACGCUCGGCAUCAAAUUGGCGUUGAUACUGGCACGCGAGGCGGAACGUAUGCGCAACGAGUCGUUGGCAUCGGCUCCUGCCGCCGGCCCCUCGGGCCGCUAG
Molecule: messenger RNA, 1566 nt
Organism: Penicillium cinerascens
Lineage: Eukaryota; Fungi; Ascomycota; Eurotiomycetes; Eurotiales; Aspergillaceae
Product: putative C6 transcription factor
Exons: 3
Coding region: 1-1566 (521 amino acids)
Biological process (GO): regulation of DNA-templated transcription
Molecular function (GO): zinc ion binding; DNA-binding transcription factor activity, RNA polymerase II-specific
Source: RefSeq, a predicted model, not a curated record